Molecule: messenger RNA, 783 nt
Organism: Theobroma umbraticum
Lineage: Eukaryota; Viridiplantae; Streptophyta; Magnoliopsida; Malvales; Malvaceae
Product: large ribosomal subunit protein uL23
Biological process (GO): translation
Cellular component (GO): ribosome
Molecular function (GO): rRNA binding; structural constituent of ribosome
Source: RefSeq, a predicted model, not a curated record
CGAGAGGCCAUUGGACACUAGAAGUAAUUUUGAAAACCCUAUCUAUAUAAACCCUAGUUUCCUCUUCCCCUCUCCCAGCAAACCCUAGAACGGCUCCUCCGCUUUUCCCCAUCGACAGGGUUUAGAAGUGUUUGAGGCAGCAACCAAUGGCUCCAAAAGUUGAGAAGAAGGCAGAUCCAAAGGCGCAGGCCUUGAAGGCUGCAAAAGCAGUGAAAUCUGGAGCAACUUUUAAGAAGAAGGCCAAGAAGAUCCGAACAAAGGUUACAUUCCACAGGCCAAAGACCUUGAAGAAGGAUAGGAACCCUAAGUAUCCACGCAUUAGUGCUCCACCAAGGAACAAGCUUGACCAUUAUCAGAUUCUCAAGUUUCCGCUCACAACUGAGUCAGCGAUGAAGAAGAUUGAAGACAACAACACUUUGGUUUUCAUUGUUGAUAUUCGUGCAGACAAGAAGAAGAUAAAGGAUGCUGUCAAGAAGAUGUAUGAUAUUCAGGCCAAGAAAGUGAACACCUUGAUCAGGCCUGAUGGUACAAAGAAGGCAUACGUUAGGUUGACACCUGAUUACGAUGCCUUGGACGUAGCAAACAAAAUUGGAAUUAUCUAAGAUAGUUGGUGGCUACCUUGUUUUGAGCAUCUAUUUUUUGUUUUGUUGCAAAGAGUAAAGACAGUUCGUUUGAGACUUCGAGCAGGGAGAUUUAAGUUUAGCUGUUAAAGUUGUAAUCUUGUGUUUACUGCCAGUUAAUCUUCCGUGGUUUAACUUAAAACAAAAGGUGAUUUUUGAUUUA